AUGAAUGGUUUGAAGACGCAUCUAGACUGGCUGACAAGAUUGGGGCUACAGUCUCAGUGCCAAGAAUCACUGGGAGGAAGGAACAUAGGAACAAUGCACCUAAACCCGGAAUCGCAUUAUCGCGUUAACGUUGCCAUACCUUUUAUGGAUCAUUUAUUGGAAGAAAUAAGUUCAACUUUCAGCGAAGACAACAGGGCUGGGGCCGAAAUUUUUUCCUUGGUUCCAUCUGCCGUGGUGAAGUAUGACAGUCUUCGUAAUUUAGCAGAAAAGCUGCAAUUUUGGUAACAGGACUUACCUACACCGUCCUCUCUUCUUUCUGAGUUAAAGGAAUGGCAAUUCUAUUGGAAACAAUACACACCCCCUUUACAGCUACCGGGAAAUCUUAUCGAGUGUGUAAAAUAUGCUGAUGAGGAUAUGUACCCCGACAUACGAGUUUUGCCUAUUAUUGGUUGUACCCUUCCUGUAAGUUCUGCCGAAGCUGAGCGUUCAUUCUCUGGCUUGCGACGAAUCAAGUCAUAUCUCAGAAACAGGAUUUCUGAUAAGCGGUUGUCAGGACUUGCACUCAUACACUUACAUCAUGACCUUGACAUUGAUGUUGACGAAAUCUGUACAGUCUUUGUAACCAAACACAAGAGGAGGAUGUUCCAAGGGUGCAUCCUUUACAAGUAG
Messenger RNA from Pocillopora meandrina, 669 nucleotides. The record is from the annotation of a GenBank genome assembly. NCBI's taxonomy places the organism in Eukaryota, Metazoa, Cnidaria, Anthozoa, Scleractinia, Pocilloporidae.